Pochonia chlamydosporia 170 is the source of this 1002-nucleotide messenger RNA. Its product is annotated as short-chain dehydrogenase. The record is from RefSeq and is a predicted model, not a curated record. Gene Ontology annotation, molecular function: 3-beta-hydroxysteroid 3-dehydrogenase (NADP+) activity. The coding region runs from base 1 to 1002 and encodes 333 amino acids. Lineage: Eukaryota; Fungi; Ascomycota; Sordariomycetes; Hypocreales; Clavicipitaceae. The transcript is spliced from 2 exons. Gene Ontology annotation, cellular component: endoplasmic reticulum membrane; lipid droplet; mitochondrial outer membrane.
AUGGCGGGCCUCAUCAUCUUCACAGGCGGAAACAGCUCCAUGGGAAUCCCGGCAGCCGAUCAUUUACUCCAGAAAUAUCCCGAGUAUACCGUGAUAUUCACCGUCAGAGACGCCUCCGACGACGAUAUUAAUACAAAGACUUUACGCGACACCAUCUCCAAGCACCCAAACUCCAAGGCAUCGGUCCUGGCCCUCGACCUAGCUAGCCUCUCCGGUGUGCAUGACUUUGCCGACAACAUCAUCGCAGGAAUACAAAGCCGUAAAUAUCCCCGCCUUGCCGCCAUCGUCUGUAACGCCUACUACUGGAAUCUGAUCGGAGACCCUGAGUUCACCGAAGAUGGAUACGACAAGACCAUUCAAGUUUCUCAUAUUUCCCACGCAGCGCUGGUCUUGAGGCUGCUGGAGAGUUUUGACGCCCGUGGCGGUCGCAUCGUGCUCAUUUCUAGCGACUCGCAUUGGCCUGGGAAGAAUGCCAUGGAGAAAUACCCACCAUCAAUCGAUGACUUGGAAAACCUGGUCAAUCCUGCUGUGGACGAUGACAAACAGGGCCGUGGCUACCAGCGGUAUGCUACGGCCAAGCUGGCCAUCACGACUUGGAUUUAUGCGCUGAAUCGGCAUUUGGAGAAGGACCCGAACCUAAAGAACGUAACUGCCAUCGCUGUGAACCCCGGAAACAUGGUCGACUCACGCGCUCUCCGCACCAACACUCCGCCAAGCUUGCACAAAAUGCAGACGUUUGUGUACAGGCCAUUACUCCCCAUUUUGAGACUCAUAAUGGGUCCGACUCUGCGAACAGCGGCACCAGCCGGCGCGGAUGUCGUGGAUUUGACUCUGAGCCCGGAGUAUGCUGGGAAGCGAGGCUUUUUUACCCUGCUUCAGGAUGACGAGAGUUCACCGGAUAGCCGGGAUGAGGAAAAACAAGCUCGACUUUGGAAACAGACUUUGCUCUGGGCUAAGGUUACCAAAGAUAGCACGGUCUUGCAGGGUGCUUUCGAGGAAUGA